Pichia kudriavzevii is the source of this 2103-nucleotide messenger RNA. RefSeq lists its product as uncharacterized. Lineage: Eukaryota; Fungi; Ascomycota; Pichiomycetes; Pichiales; Pichiaceae. Gene Ontology annotation, cellular component: translation release factor complex. Gene Ontology annotation, molecular function: GTPase activity; GTP binding; translation release factor activity. The transcript has a single exon. The record is from RefSeq and is a predicted model, not a curated record. Gene Ontology annotation, biological process: translational termination; nuclear-transcribed mRNA catabolic process, deadenylation-dependent decay; translation. The coding region runs from base 1 to 2103 and encodes 700 amino acids.
AUGUCUGAGCAGAAAGAUCAAACCCCUCAGAAUGGUCAGUUUGACCAGAACAACCUAGCUCAAGGCAUGCAAAAUAUGAACUUGAAUGCUGGUACACCAGCUUUUAACCCAAAUGCAAUUCCAACAUUUGUUCCAGGUGUAGGUUUCCAGGCCCCAGCAUUUGAUGCUAACCAGCAACUGCCACAACAACAACAGUAUCAAAACUACAACAACUACAAUAACAAUAACGGUUAUACCAAAAAUUAUAACAACAGAGGUGGCUAUAACAAUUAUAACAAUUAUAACAAUUAUAACAAUAGAAACAACUAUAAUAGUAGAAAUAACUAUAAUAGUAACGGUUACAAUAAUUAUAACAACAACAACAACAACAACAACUAUAACAACAACUAUAACAACAACUAUAACAGCGGUUACCAACCACAAGAGCAACAAGAGCAAUCUGGUUCCCAACAGAUGAGUUUCGAAGAUUAUCAGAAACAACAACAAGAAAAACUCAAUGCUGCUCCAAAGAAGAAAGUUCUAAAAUUAAACUUGAAAUCCAGUACUGUUAAAAUUCCUUCAAAACCUAACUCAGAAGAACCAAAGACCGAAAAAGUGAAGGAAGACACGAUCGAAAAGGAAAAGGUACAAGAGGAUCUUCAAGCAAAAAAGACAGAAGAAACUAAGAAAAACAAAGAAUCCAAGGCUGAAGAACCAAAGAAGGUUGAGCCAACUAAAAAAGCUGAGACUAUGAAGAAGUCUGAUUCCGUUGCAAAAGCUUCGGCUAAGGAAGUGGAAGACCAGAUCGACCCAGCCAUCGUUAAUGAUAUGUUUGGUGGUAAGGAGCACAUGUCCAUUAUUUUCAUGGGUCAUGUCGAUGCAGGUAAGUCUACUAUGGGUGGUAAUUUGCUAUAUUUGACUGGUGCCGUUGAUAAGCGUACUGUAGAAAAGUACGAACGCGAGGCCAAAGAUGCCGGUAGACAAGGUUGGUACUUGUCUUGGAUUAUGGACACCAACAAGGAAGAAAGAAAUGAUGGUAAGACCAUUGAAGUUGGUAAGUCUUACUUUGAAACCGAUAAGAGACGUUAUACUAUUUUAGAUGCCCCAGGUCACAAACUUUAUGUUUCUGAAAUGAUUGGUGGUGCAUCUCAAGCUGAUGUCGGUGUUUUGGUCAUUUCCGCAAGAAAGGGAGAGUAUGAAGCAGGUUUUGAAAGAGGUGGUCAAUCUAGAGAGCACGCUAUCUUAGCUAAGACCCAAGGUGUCAACAAAAUUGUUGUUGUUAUCAAUAAGAUGGAUGAUCCUACCGUUGGUUGGUCUGAAGAAAGAUACAAUGAAUGUAUUAGUAAGUUAUCUCUCUUUUUGAGAGGUGUCGGUUAUGCAAAAGAAGACAUUACAUUCAUGCCUGUUUCCGGGUUUACUGGUGAGGGUUUGAAGGAAAGAAUUCCAAAGGAGCAUGCACCUUGGUAUAAUGGACCAUCUCUGCUAGAGUUCUUAGAUAACAUGCCUUUAGCGCAAAGAAAGAUUAACGAUCCAUUUAUGCUUCCAGUUUCCGGUAAGAUGAAAGAUUUAGGUACUGUUAUCGAGGGUAAAAUUGAGUCGGGACACAUCAAGAAGGGCCAAAGUCUAUUAUUAAUGCCAAAUAGAACCAACGUUGAAGUCCUAACCAUUUAUAACGAAACUGAGGCAGAAGCUGAUUCCGCCUUUUGUGGUGAACAAGUAAGACUCAGAUUGAAGAACGUUGAAGAAGAAGAUGUUUCUGUUGGUUACGUGUUAACCUCAACACUUCAUCCAGUCCAUACCGUGACUAAGUUUGAAGCCCAAGUUGCCAUCGUUGAGUUAAAGUCUAUUUUAUCGUCAGGUUUCUCUUGUGUCAUGCACGUUCAUACUGCUAUUGAAGAAGUCACUUUCACCCAGUUGUUGCAUAAAUUAGAAAAAGGCACUAAUAGAAAGUCUAAGAAGGCACCUGCAUUUGCAAAGCAAGGUAUGAAAAUUAUUGCCAUUCUUGAAACAACUGAGCCUGUCUGCCUUGAAACUUAUGAUGACUACCAACAAUUAGGUAGGUUCACCUUGAGAGAUCAAGGUCAAACCAUUGCUAUUGGUAAAGUUACCAAACUUUUAGAAUAA